AUGUGGGGUGCACCGCUUGGAUUUAUUUUCCUUUUGUUUGGUGUGUCAGCUCGAUCCGGUAGUUGGGAGCCCUUGGGGCAGCCAUAUUUUGAUAAUAGCACGAAGCGUGAAACAACAACCGCGGUAGGCCAACCGGCGUUUCUACACUGCCGAGUGAGGAAUCUGGCUGAUCGAUCUGUGUCUUGGAUACGGAAGCGCGAUUUACAUAUUUUGACGGUUGGCGUACACACGUUCAGCAAUGACGCCCGAUUCUCCGCGCUACAUGCCGAUGGUUCUGAUGAAUGGACCUUGCGAGUGUCACCAGCACAGCCGCGUGACUCCGGGGCAUACGAAUGUCAAGUUUCAACAGAGCCGAAGAUAAGCCUUUCGUUUCGACUCACCGUAGUAGUUUCUAAGGCUGAGAUUUUGUCGGGGCCCGAAUUAUUUGUUCGAGCUGGAUCGGAUAUUAACCUUACGUGCGUCACAAAACACGCUCCAGAUCCGCCAAGUUUCAUAUAUUGGUAUCGGGGUGACCAAGUGCGCGCGCCCUUCCCCGCGACACUGGAAAUUAUACCUGUGCACCUAGCAGUUCUGAAUCUGCAUCGG
Messenger RNA from Iphiclides podalirius (scarce swallowtail), 585 nucleotides. The record is from the annotation of a GenBank genome assembly. NCBI's taxonomy places the organism in Eukaryota, Metazoa, Arthropoda, Insecta, Lepidoptera, Papilionidae.